Molecule: messenger RNA, 1236 nt
Organism: Neospora caninum
Lineage: Eukaryota; Apicomplexa; Conoidasida; Eucoccidiorida; Sarcocystidae
Product: putative radial spoke 3 protein
Exons: 11
Coding region: 1-1236 (411 amino acids)
Cellular component (GO): cilium
Source: RefSeq, a predicted model, not a curated record
AUGACAGACAAGCAUGUUUACAGCGGAUCGCUGUUCUCGAGAGAUAUUGGGCAGAAAUUUUCUCAGAGCUUUGGAGGGAGCUUUGCUUCGCGACUGAGUGAUGGCGGCGCAGAGGCUCGGAGGAUCAAGAGACGGCUGCAGAAAGCCAAAGAUGCCACUGCAGACCCUUUUAAACCAGAGAGGCUGCUCACCCCUGCGCCAGUUUCGGGCCGUCAACACAGGCAGCUUCAGACGGAGGAACACCUGAUUGAGUUGACGGAGCAUGCAAGGGAGUUUAUGGCAGAAACGCAAACUGAGCCAUGGAUGGACAAACCCCCCACGCCAAUGUUCAGGCCGCACCGAGAGGAAGCUCAUGUGGCAACACAAAUUCUGGAUGGCGAUUUGUUCGACUUCGACGAAGAAGUGGUGCCGAUCCUUGAGGUCAUCGUUGGCAAAGUGUUGGAACAGAGCAUCACUGAGGUUCUUGAAGAGGAGGAAUUGGCCGCAAUCCAAAGGCAACAAGAUGAGUUUGACAGAGCUCGCAUUCUGGAACUCAUCGAGUUGCAGCGUCUCGAAGCUGCUGAGAAACGACGGAAAGAGGAGACGGAGCGACGACUGGCGCAGGCGCAAGCCUGGCAAGAAGUCAAACGAACAGCAUACCAGAAGAUGCUAGCAAUGGACUUCGCUGCAGUUCAAAGGCGAGGACGUUCGCAGAUGGCCCUUCGCGAGCUGGCAGAGUCGUCGAAUUUGUUUAUUCACCCGAACGUUGGUGCCGUCAGUGUUCACUUCUGGCCGUCCCUGAUGCGGCAAACUACCGAACAGGUCGCGUUCCUCAGGGACGGAGUCAGCAAUGUGGUUUCAGAGUGUUUGCGGUCACGCCUGCUCUCAAACUACGAAGAGCGAGAGAAAGUGGUCGAGGACAUGAUCGUGGCUAAGCACAAUAAGCAACUGCGGCUUCGACUGGAGCAAAUUCGCGUCAAGGCUGAGAUUAGAGCUAGAAUUAAGCGAGAAGGCAACGAGAGAGAGGAGAUGGAAGCAGCCGACACCCUUGAGGAGGAACGAAAAUGGGAGGCAGCGGAGGCUGCCAGGUUUGCACAGGAGGCGGAAGAGGAGGCACGUCGGGCAGAAGAGGAAGCACUGGCAGCGGCUUCAUUCGCCAAGUGGCAUGUCACGUGCAUGCAGCUGGAAGCGGAGAGGAACGCGAACCGAGCUGCAGGCGACAACGACAAGUACCAAAACGAUGAUGAGGAGGAAUAG